AUGGGUGUUCUAAAUUUCAUAACUUUGCUUUUUCUGUUGGCAUUUCUAAUGGCACUGCAACAAACUCUAAGCAUGCUGCCUGUAUUCUCUCCCAUACAAGACAUAAAUAUGAAGCGCACUCCUUUAUUUUUUCAUGGAGGUCACUUUCUCUCGCACAAAUUGAGAUGCAGUAAAUUCUUGAACGCCAGAAGGAACUCUAUUGCCUUGUCAUCACCAUACUUGAAAAAUUCGGAAUUGCUGAUCAGUAAUAUGAAAAGAAGUCGUCUCCGAGCUUCUAAAGUAGUAGAAGAACUGAAGGCAGAUGAUGGAAAAGAUAAAGGAGAAUCCAGUGCAAUUGAUGGGGAGGAUGAUACUUUUGUUAGUGAUGAAGAAGAAAGAAAGGUAUGGAGAAGAAAAAUUAGAGAAGUAAUUGAUAUGAAUCCUGAUGUUGAGGAAGAGGUGGACCCUGUCGAAAGAAGUAAAAAGAUGCAAAAGCUUUUAGCUGACUACCCCCUUGUUGUGGAAGAAGAUGACCCUGAUUGGCCUGACGAUGCAGAUGGACGAGGUUUUGGUUUAGAUCAGUUUUUUAACAAGAUCACUAUUAAAAAUGUCAAGAAGGAUGAUGAUGAUGAUGAUGAGAAGUAUGAUAGUGAAAAUGAAAUUGUAUGGCAAGAUGAUGACUAUAUACGCCCAAUCAGAGACAUUACUGGUGCAGAAUGGGAAGAGGCUGUUUUUAAGGACAUAAGUCCUUUAAUUGUUCUCGUUCACAAUCGUUAUAAAAGGCCAAAGGAGAAUGAAAAAAUACGAAAUGAAUUGGAGAAAGCCAUACACAUUAUAUGGAAUUGCAGGCUACCAUCUCCCAGAUGUGUAGCUCUUGAUGCUGUAGUCGAGUGUGAUUUGGUGUCUGCUCUUCAAGUUUCUCAAUACCCAGAGCUUAUCUUCACGAAAGCAGGAAAGAUCUUACACCGAGAAAAAGCAAUCCGAACAGCAGAUGAGUUGUCAAAAAUUAUGGCAUUCUUUUAUUAUGGAGCAGCAAAGCCACCUUCUCUGACUACUUCCGGAAGUAUUGAGGAGGCCAUCCCUCCCAUUCCAGUUGGCAAUAAUUAGAACCAAAAGUAGGAAUUAUACUGUCUGCAGUCGGUUUACUUCAGAAAGAGAGUAGCGAUCAUGAAUAUACAUCAAUUCAAGGUGUUCAAAGUUUCAGUGACGUACAAUUUCUCUGGGAAAUUAGCAGAACUUGAAAUUUUCCUUGUACGCAACUUCAAAAUUCAGUAAAUGGUGAUGUAAGACUUCUGUUUGUUUGCCUACCAUGUUAUUAUAUUGUGAAGAUCUAUAUAUGUUGAAGUGAUCUCUAUAUAUGAUUUAUACAUUUGUUGUCCGGCCUUAAAAGGUUUUAAACUA
Molecule: messenger RNA, 1380 nt
Organism: Daucus carota subsp. sativus
Lineage: Eukaryota; Viridiplantae; Streptophyta; Magnoliopsida; Apiales; Apiaceae
Product: thioredoxin-like fold domain-containing protein MRL7L, chloroplastic
Exons: 6
Coding region: 1-1086 (361 amino acids)
Biological process (GO): chloroplast organization; regulation of DNA-templated transcription
Cellular component (GO): chloroplast stroma
Source: RefSeq, a predicted model, not a curated record